Arabidopsis thaliana (thale cress) is the source of this 482-nucleotide messenger RNA. Its product is annotated as defensin-like protein. Gene Ontology annotation, cellular component: extracellular region. The coding region runs from base 66 to 377 and encodes 103 amino acids. The record is from RefSeq and is marked reviewed. The transcript has 2 exons. NCBI's taxonomy places the organism in Eukaryota, Viridiplantae, Streptophyta, Magnoliopsida, Brassicales, Brassicaceae.
AUAUAGAGGAGAUAAUUUAUUCACAUCGAAAUUUUAUUCCCAUUGCAAAGACUUAAUUAAAAUCUAUGGCGAGACUUAUCUUUCAUUUUGUAUUUGCUCUUAUCCUUGCAGCUUAUUUAUUGUCGGUAACUGAUGCGAUACCUAGAGGAUGGCAAGAACCGUGCUUUUGUCCUUCCAAAAAUCCUUACUGCGACUGUGGCGAUGAUCUUCAAGUUCCUACUACUUCAGUGAUUAGUCCUAAACCUAUAAUUGAGCAGUGUGCGCGUUGCGAAAGAAACUCUCAAUGCAACAAAGUUUGUCCGGCAACGUGCAAAUACAAAGUCUGUAUAUUUAAUCGAACAUGUGAGUUCAGUACAUGUCAUUGCUAUAGAUGUUGAUUGAUGCAACUUCGGUGAAAGUAAUAAAAGAAGAAAUGUCGAGCUUACAUGCAUGGCUUUUACAAAUAUAUGGAAAUGAAUAUUUCUCAUUAUAUUAAAUUUGCA